AUGUCAACAUUUGGUAAUUAUUUCCGGGUUACCACCUAUGGCGAGUCGCACGGCAAAUCGGUCGGCGUCAUAGUAGACGGCAUCCCCCCCGGCAUGGCCCUCACCGAAUCCGACAUCCAACCGCAACUGACGCGCCGCCGCCCCGGCCAAAGCGCCAUCACCACGCCCCGCGACGAGAAGGACCGCGUCACCAUCCACUCGGGCACCGAGUUCGGCGUCACCCUCGGCACCCCCGUGGCCAUGGUGGUCGCCAACGAGGACCAGCGCCCGCGCGACUACGGCAACAGCACCAUGGACCGCUUCCCGCGCCCCUCGCACGCCGACUGGACCUACCUGGCCAAGUACGGCGUGAAAGCCAGCUCGGGUGGCGGCCGCAGCUCCGCUCGCGAGACCAUCGCCCGUGUGGCCGCCGGCGCCGUCGCCGAGAAAUACCUCCGCCAAGCCUACGGCACCGAGAUCACCGCUUUCGUCGCCUCCGUCGGCGCCGUCCACCUCUUCCCCCCGACCCCGGACCACCCGUCCCCGUCCACGAACCCGGACUUCCUCGACUUGCUGCGCACCAUCGACCGGGACACCGUCGACCGCUUCCUCCCCGUCCGCUGCCCCGACCACGCCGCCGCCACCCGCAUGAACGAGUACAUCGCCUCCUUCCGCGACCGCAACGACAGCAUAGGCGGCACCGUCACCUGCGUCGUCCGCAACCCGCCCGCCGGCCUGGGCGAGCCCUGCUUCGACAAGCUCGAGGCCCUCCUCGCCCACGCCAUGCUCAGCAUCCCCGCCACCAAGGGCUUCGAGAUCGGCUCCGGUUUCGGGGGGUGCGAGGUCCCCGGUUCCACCCACAACGACCCGUUCAUCAAGGCCCCCGACGUCGAUGCCGUCGCGGCUGCUGGUGCCGGUUCGGCCGCCACCUCGGGGAACGGGAUCCCCCGCUCCCGCCUCGCCACCAAGACCAACUACAGCGGGGGCGUCCAGGGCGGCAUCUCGAAUGGCGAGCCCAUCUACUUCCGCGUGGCCUUUAAGCCCGCCGCCACCAUUGGCCGGGACCAGUCCACCGCCACGUACGACGGCGAGGAAAUGGGUGUUCUGGCUGCCAAGGGCCGUCAUGACCCUUGCGUUGUACCGAGAGCCGUGCCCAUUGUCGAGGGUAUGACUGCCCUCGUCCUCAUGGAUGCCCUCCUCGCCCAGCAUGCCCGCCACGUUUCGAGCAGUCUGCUGCCGCCGCUGCCCAAGGCCCAAGGACAAGCUCUUCCGGUGCAACAGCCACCGGCUCCCUCUUCAUAG
Sodiomyces alkalinus F11 is the source of this 1281-nucleotide messenger RNA. Its product is annotated as chorismate synthase. Lineage: Eukaryota; Fungi; Ascomycota; Sordariomycetes; Glomerellales; Plectosphaerellaceae. Bases 1 to 1281 code for a protein of 426 amino acids. Gene Ontology annotation, biological process: chorismate biosynthetic process; aromatic amino acid biosynthetic process. The transcript is spliced from 2 exons. Gene Ontology annotation, cellular component: cytosol. Gene Ontology annotation, molecular function: chorismate synthase activity; FMN binding. The record is from RefSeq and is a predicted model, not a curated record.